This is a messenger RNA of Drosophila hydei, 2084 nucleotides long. RefSeq names its product protein peste (gene santa-maria). NCBI's taxonomy places the organism in Eukaryota, Metazoa, Arthropoda, Insecta, Diptera, Drosophilidae. Gene Ontology annotation, molecular function: scavenger receptor activity. The coding region runs from base 234 to 2015 and encodes 593 amino acids. The transcript is spliced from 4 exons. The record is from RefSeq and is a predicted model, not a curated record. Gene Ontology annotation, cellular component: membrane; cytoplasm.
ACUCACUUUCGCUCAGCACUAACAUAAAGAAAACUCAACAUUUACCCAAUCAGCCUGCAAGAAUCAGAGACAAUUUGAUACUAACAAAUGAUAGGAAACCUUAAGAAUUUCGAACUCAAAGCAGACUUCAACGUACUAUAAAAUUAAAGUCUACAAAAACUAAAUAGCUCUUAGCCUGUUUCUCUUACGCAAACUAUAUUUGUAUUUAACGUGAUGAAUUUUCUAACAUUUCUAUGGCUUUGCGUUUUAGGCUAAUAAUAGCAUACGAACAAUUUUUGACUUUUGGAUCGGCGCAGCGCAGCAAAUCGACGUCAGACAUGCCCACGCAGAGCAGCGCCAUGUGGCGACAGAGGAGCAAUCGUGGCUUGCUCAUUGGCAUCUUCGGAUUCUGCCUUGGACUGUUCGGCAUCAUGUGCGGCAUGUUCUGGGAGGAUAUAUUCAAUUGGUUCAAGCAUAAGGAAAUGGCGCUGGCACCCGACACACGAGUCUAUGAGAACUGGAAGACGCCGCCGAUGGAGCUGCACCUGGACAUCUACCUGUACAACUGGACCAAUCCCGAAGAGUUCGGCAACCUGAGCAGCAAGCCCAUUCUGCAGCAGCUCGGCCCGUAUCGCUUCAUCGAUAAGCCCGACAAGGUCAACAUUAGCUGGCAUCCAGCUAACAGCUCGGUUACCUACCGCCGGCGCAGCUUCUACUAUUUCGAUGCGGCCGGCAGUGCGGGCAGCCUGGACGAUGAGAUCACCACACUGAAUGCAGUCGCCCUGUCCGCGGCAGCCACGGCCAAGCAGUGGAGCGCUGUGAAGCGAGGCAUGGUCGAUGUGGGCCUCAAGCUCUAUGGCCAGGAGAUGUCUGUGACGAAAACGGUCGACGAGAUGCUCUUCACUGGCUACAGCGACUCCAUGAUUGAUGUCGCCAUGGCCAUGCCCAUCUUUGGGGAUGAGGUUAAGGUGCCCUUCGACAAGUUCGGCUGGUUCUACACACGUAAUGGCAGCGCCGACCUAACUGGCGUCUUUAACGUUUACACUGGCGCCGACGAUCUCUCCCAGCUGGGUCAGAUGCACUCCUGGAACUAUCACACGCACACGGGCUUCUUUGACUCUUAUUGCGGCAUGACCAAUGGCUCAGCGGGCGAGUUCCAGCCGCAGCAGCCCCAACCGGGCGGCAGUGUGGGCCUCUUCACGCCUGACAUGUGCCGCACCCUGCCGUUGGACUAUGUGGAAACGCUGCAAAUCGAAGGGUUGCAAGGCUACAAAUUCGCGGGCGGCGAUCGCUCCGUUGACAAUGGCACACUUUAUCCCGAGAAUCUGUGCUUCUGUGGCGGCGAGUGCGUGCCUUCCGGCGUGAUGAACAUCAGUUCGUGCCGCUUCGGCUCACCCGUAUUCAUGUCCUAUCCCCAUUUCUAUAACGCCGAUCCGUACUAUUUGGAACAGGUGGAGGGCUUGGAGCCAGAUAAGGAACGCCACGAGUUCUAUAUGGUGGUGGAGCCGAGCACUGGCAUUCCGCUCGAGGUGGCGGCACGUUUCCAAGUCAACAUGCUGGUGGAGCCCAUCGAUGGCAUUCAAUUGUAUACGGACAUUCCGCGCAUUUUCUUUCCGCUCAUUUGGUUCGAGCAGAAGGUAACAAUCACCUCAGAGCUGGCCGAGCAGCUCAAGCUCCUGCCCGCGGUGCUGCUGGGUGGCCAAAUAUUUGCGGGUAUCUGCCUGGCCAUUGGUCUCAUUCUCCUGCUCUGGAUGCCCAUGCAGCAGCUGCUCAGCUGGUGCCAGACGCGUCGGUACGACGUUAAGACGCAGCAAAAGAGCAACGGACAGUACAAGAGUCGCUCUCAGUUCUCCAGCGCCGAGGAACUCAAGUCCAAGGCAUCCACCUUGGUCUGCGAGAAAAGCGCUGGCGAAUCACCAGACAGCUCGCCGUUGCUCGAACGCAAUUCCACGCCCGCCGCUAUGAUAACCAAGUCACAGACAGAUGACAACGAGGUCAUAUGCAUACGCGAGGGCACAGACAGCAAACAGGACUAAAGCAAAUAAACUGGAACAACUAGCCGUCCUAGUGCUUUAAAUAGUUUAUAGCCAAUUAGUUUAGGAAAA